Molecule: messenger RNA, 279 nt
Organism: Neohortaea acidophila
Lineage: Eukaryota; Fungi; Ascomycota; Dothideomycetes; Mycosphaerellales; Teratosphaeriaceae
Product: GGL domain-containing protein
Exons: 3
Coding region: 1-279 (92 amino acids)
Biological process (GO): G protein-coupled receptor signaling pathway
Cellular component (GO): heterotrimeric G-protein complex
Molecular function (GO): G-protein beta-subunit binding
Source: RefSeq, a predicted model, not a curated record
AUGGCGGCGCCGUACGAGAUUCGUGCCAACGACACGGGCAAGACUAGGAAGCAGUCCAUGGCGGAGCUGAAGCUAAGACGGCUCACCGAAUUAAACCAAAGACUGCAGGAGGACUUGAACCGGCGGAGAAUACCGGUGUCGGAGGCUGCGAUGGAUCUCAUUGCAUUCACAGACCGUGAGCCCAAGGAUUUCAUGGUGCCGAGUCGCUGGGGCGCGAUUGACCGACGUGAGGAUCCAUACGCACCCCAGCAAAGCAAUGGCUGCUGUAUCGUCAUGUAA